UACUGCACGUGUAUUUUUGUUUUGCUUUAUGAUAUUGCAUUGAAUUUGGCUUUAAUUUCGAGAAUAAAAUCAUGGGGGCCAAAAACAAAAAGGCCAGCUCCGAUGCGGUGUACGCGAAAAAGACGGUCAAGUCCUCCAAUCCAUUCGAUGCGUCCAACGAUCCGUCGAACAAGCGUGCCGGUAACCAGAAUCCCUUCGAUAUUCACGUGAACAAGGAGAAGUUCAAGAUUCUGGGCAGGAUUUGCAAGCAUGACAGAGGAAUGCCGGGAGUAUCAAGAGCCAAGGCUCUCCAGAAACGAGCCCAGACCCUGGGCCAGCAGUUUGCUGUGAAGCACAAGACCAACCGCUUUAAGGACAACCGGAUCGGGAAGCAUCUCAGUGCCGACCAGCUCACCGAGUCUGUCAUGAACGCCCGGUACCUGGCUGAAAAGAUGUCCCAGGUGCGCCAGUCGCAGAAGUCCGAGAAAUUCAAUCUGAACGACGAUGAGCUGCUCACACACAGAGGGCAAACGCUGGAGGAGAUCGAACAGUACAGGGACGAGCGUUCGGAUGAUGAAGAGCUUGACGAUGAGGGACUAGAUGCCGAGUUCACAUCGACUGCCCACUUUGGCGGCGAUGGAGAUGCUCCCCAAGAUCGACAAACGGCCAUCGAGGAGAUGAUCUCAGAGCAAAAGCGCCGCAAAAACGAAAUAGCAAAGGAAAAGGAUGAGGUCUACGAUCUGACAGAGAAGCUGGACGCCAACUACAAACUUCUGUUGCCCCUAGUGGCCAAGGCCACCAAGGAUGAGCAAGAGGCGAAGCCUCCUCCAGAUGCAUACGACAAGCUGCUCAAGGAGAUGAUCUUCGAGCCGAGAGGAAGUGUGACUGAUAAGCUUAUCAACCCGGAGGAGCUGGCCAAGCAGGAGGCGGAGCGACUGGAGAAGCUUGAGAAGGAGCGACUGCGGCGCAUGCGGGCUGACGGCGAGGAGGACGAGGAGGCGGAAGCAGCCAAGCCCAAGCAUCGCUCGGCGGAUGACCUCGACGAUGGUUACUUCCUAGCCGGCGGUGAAGAAGAGGUGGACGACACCCUGGCCUACGACUUGGACGGAAAUCUGGGAACUCAUCUGAAUGGCAAACAAAACGGAAAGGAGGGUUCUGAUAAUGAGGACGAUCAAAAUGAGGAAGAGGAAGGCGAUGCGGACGAAGAUGAAGAUUCCGACGAAGACAGUGACUCCGAGGUGGACAACCUUAGCGACCUUAAGGAGUCCGACAGUGAAUCGGAAGCGGAGGAAACGCCCCAGCCAAGCAAAAAGAAGGCCACGAAGACAGUGGAGAAAUCCCCAGCUGCUGUAGACACUAGCAUCCCCUUCACCAUCAAAAUGCCCAAGACCUACGAGGACUUUACCGAGCUUCUUUCCAAGCACGCUGCGCCGCAGCAGGCCACCAUCGUGGAAAGGAUCAUCAAGCGCAAUCAUCCCAAGCUGGAAGGAGUGAACCGGGAAAACGUGGUCAAGUUAUACUCCUUCCUGCUCCAAUACAUAAAGGACUUGUUCGAGGAUGCCAGUGAGCAAGAUAUCCAGGGGAACUUUCAACUUCUCUCCAAACUUAUGCCUCACCUGUAUGACUUGACCCAGUUAAAUCCGGAGAGAAUGUCCAAUACCUUGCUGGAGGUUAUUAAGGAAAAGUACGGAGAGUUCCAAAAGAACCACAAGACGUAUCCAACGCUGGACACUCUUGUGUACUUCAAACUAGUGGCCAACCUGUACUCCACAUCGGACUUUCGCCACCCAGUGGCUACGCCUUGCUUCAUAUUCAUGCAGCACAUCCUCUCCAGGGCGCGAGUGCGAACACGCCAGGAAAUUUCCAUGGGUCUCUUCCUGACAACGGUAGCCCUAGAAUUCGUUUCCCAGUCCAAGCGGAUACUGCCCGCCGUUUACAAUUUCCUGCAGGGUGUCCUGCACAUGUCCAUACCCAAGCGAGAUGUGGAGCAAAUAGAGGUGACUCCACCCUUUGAGAAGGAUGGCCCGUUAAGUAAGCUGUUGGCCCUGUCUUCUGGCAAAGAAACCAAGAAACUGGAGGCGCAGCCCCUCCAGGCGGCAGACUUGGUCACCCAAACGAUAACACCCGAUUUCAAAGUGCGGGCGCUGAACACAGCUCUCCUGCUGACAAAGGAGUCACUGGAGUUGGUCGAAGAGCAUGUGGGUGUCUGCUACUUAGCGAAGCCUUUCUCGGGCCUGCUCUCCCGCCUGCCACUGGAAUUCUAUCCCGAGCAUGUGCAGCUCAGCCACAAAGAAGCAACAGAGCUGGUCCAGAGGUUGGGCGAGCAAAAAAUGAAGCCUCUGGCACCUGCGGAGAGGAAGCCCAAGGCUCUGCGGCUGUUGGAGCCGCGGUUCGAGACGGUCUACGAUGACAAGCGGCGGCCAAAGAUGUCCAAGGCCAAGGAGGAGCGGGCCAAGUUGCUGCACAAGAUUAAGCGAGAGAAGAAGGGCGCCAUCCGAGAGAUCCGCAGAGACACCGCCUUUGUCCAAGAGCUCAAGCUCAAACAGACCCUUAGAAGCGACAAGGAGCGGCACGAGAAGGUCAAGCGCAUCUACCAGGAAGCGUCGCUGCAGCAGGGCGAGCUCAAUGAGCUGGCUCGGUCCAAGAAGAAAAAGAAGUUCUAGUUGUCCACCAACUAGGCUGAUUAAUUGUUGUUAGCUAAGCUAGACACUAAGCUUCCGAGAGUAAAGAGCGGCGGUGUGCUGCUUUUAUUUUAAAAUCA
Messenger RNA from Drosophila bipectinata, 2740 nucleotides. Its product is annotated as Nucleolar protein 14 homolog l(3)07882. NCBI's taxonomy places the organism in Eukaryota, Metazoa, Arthropoda, Insecta, Diptera, Drosophilidae. Gene Ontology annotation, cellular component: Noc4p-Nop14p complex; small-subunit processome; nucleolus. The record is from RefSeq and is a predicted model, not a curated record. Gene Ontology annotation, biological process: maturation of SSU-rRNA.